AUGAAUCUGGCUACGGAGCAGUUAAGGCAAGAAACAGAACAAAAGCAAAAGGCCUACGACGAGGCCUCGAUCACGAGCAGUAGACGUACACUACAUGCCUACGGCCGCAUCCCGCAACGCACAAGCAGCCUUGAUCGGGACAGCUUCCGGUACUGGUCGAAGCGCUUCGAGAAGAAACAUUACGCUCCGUCGUCCGCGAAAGACAGGGCUAAGGAAAGGCAGGAGGCUCUGAAGACUCAUGUUCAUGGUCUGAUGCUGGAGCGUGUCGGCGAAGGAGAGCAGGAGGUGAAGGAAGGCCGCGUGGUUUAUCGCCGUUUCGGUAUCGCUACACUUGAGAUUCGAGAGGGUAGAACGGCGCAGUUCGAGGAUGUGGUUGAGACGAGCAUCGUGAUUGUAUGA
Messenger RNA from Saxophila tyrrhenica, 399 nucleotides. RefSeq lists its product as uncharacterized. The record is from RefSeq and is a predicted model, not a curated record. NCBI's taxonomy places the organism in Eukaryota, Fungi, Ascomycota, Dothideomycetes, Mycosphaerellales, Extremaceae. Bases 1 to 399 code for a protein of 132 amino acids. The transcript has a single exon.